GCUGCCGGGGUAACGGGUCCGGCGGGGACGGCGGCGGCGGCGGCGACGCGGUUAUGGAUCUGGAGGAAGCGAAAGAGUUCAAAGAAAGAUGCACUCAGUGUGCUGCUGUCUCUUGGGGUCUUACUGAUGAAGGCAAAUAUUAUUGCACUUCUUGCCACAACGUUACAGAAAGAUCUAAGGAAGUCAUAAACACUGGGGCUAUUCCUAAUACUAAAAUACAAGCCAUCAACCGGGGACUUAAAAGAAAAAGAAAACUCGAGAAAGGCUGGGAUUGGUAUGUGUGUGAAGGUUUUCAGCAGAUACUUUAUCAACAAGCAGAAGCCUUAAAGACCCUUGGAGUCGGCCCAAAAUUAAAGGAUGAAGUUUUGCAUAACUUUUGGAAGCGCUACCUGCAGAAGAGCAAGCAGGCCUAUUGUAAGAACCCGGUUUAUACUAGGGGAAGGAAAGCUACGGUAUUAGAAGAUAACCCAAGUCAUUCAGACUGGGAUAGUGAGCCUGACCUGCUGAGUGACUUUAGCUGUCCUUCUUUUGUUGAAAGUGGACCAGACUCUCAGCUUGAUAGUCGCACUCAGAAGCCUUUCCCCAUCAGCAAAGCGUCGCAAUCAGAAACAGCAUCCAUCUGUUCUGGAUCUCUUGAUGGAGUCAAAUAUUCGCAACAAAAGGAGAAGGGAAUCGUGAAGAUGACGGUGCCAAGGACACUUGCUUUUUGCUAUCUGUCUUUACUGUGGCAGAGAGAGACAAUUACUCUUUCGGAUCUUUUGAGAUUUGUUGAAGAGGGCCACAUUCCUUAUAUAAAUGCUUUUCAGCAUUUCCCAGAAGAGAUGAAAUUAUAUGGGCGCGACAAAGGAAUUUUUGCUAUAGAGUCUUGGCCUGCCUAUGAGGAUAUCUAUAAAAAAAUGAUUGAAAUCGCCAAAUUCUUAGAUUUGCCACGUUUUCCAGACAUAACUGAAGACUGCUAUCUUCACCCAGAUAUCUUGUGUAUGAAAUACUUGAUGGAAGUCAAUCUCCCUGAUGAAAUGAAUGAUUUAACCUACCAAGUGGUAAAAAUGACUGGGAUAGGAGAAGUGGAUUUUCUGACAUUUGAUCCUAUAGCUAAAAUGGCAAAAACUGUUAAAUACGACAUACAGGCUGUCGCGGUCAUUGUCAUAGUGUUGAAAUUGCUCUUUUUAUUGGAUGACAAUUUAGAAUGGACAUUGUCUAAUAUUGCCGAGAAAUAUAAUGAAAAGAACAAAGAAGAUAAGCCAUGGUUUGAUUUCAGAAAAUGGUACCAAGUUAUGAAGAAAUCUGUUGAUGAGAAAAAACAAAAAUGGGAAGAAGCCAGGGCAAAGUAUGUGUGGAAAAGCGAAAAGCCACUUUACCACUCAUCCAUUGACAGAGCAGUGGUAUAUAAAAGAAGAGAAAUGGUGGUGAGUCUACAAAAACAGUUUAGCGCACUGACUGAUUCAGCACCAACUGUUGAAAAAAAAAGUCCUUCAAGUUUUCAGUUCAACUGGACUGAAGGAGACUCUGCGGGAACCUGUUUCCAUGGCCAUAGCCUCCAGGGGAUCCUGAAGAAGAAAGGCCAGUCACUGACAACCAAGAAUUCACUCUAUUGGCUUAGUACCCAGAAAUUCUGUAGAAGCUAUUGUAAACACGUGACAACCUAUGAAGAAUCAAAUUUUUCGCUGAGCUAUCAGUUCAUAAUAAAUCUCUUCUCCUUCCUGCUGAGAAUAAAGGCUUCUUCUCUCCAUGAAGAAGUGAGCUUAAUUGAAAAGAGACUUUUUAAAAGAAAAUACAGUAAAACACAAAAAAAAUCAAGAUCCAGGAAACGGAGAAAAUAUUGAGAAAAAUGAAUAGGAACUUUCUUGUGAAAAUAUUUUAAUAGUGAUGAUAAUGUCAAACUAUAAUAUUCCAGAGAAUUAUGGGAAAUAGAAUUUUAUUAUAUAUCUACACAUACUUAGAUUCAUAUAUAUGUUUCAAAUCGCUUAUAAAAAUGUGUGUUGGAAAAUAAGUGAAUUGUGUUUGAAUUUAUUUUUUAAAUUAUGAAUAUUCUUUGAGAAGAUUAAAACAAUGUUUCAUAAGUGGUA
This is a messenger RNA of Neogale vison (American mink), 2066 nucleotides long. RefSeq names its product TATA-box binding protein associated factor, RNA polymerase I subunit B (gene TAF1B). Gene Ontology annotation, molecular function: RNA polymerase I core promoter sequence-specific DNA binding. Bases 54 to 1823 code for a protein of 589 amino acids. The transcript is spliced from 15 exons. Lineage: Eukaryota; Metazoa; Chordata; Mammalia; Carnivora; Mustelidae. Gene Ontology annotation, biological process: RNA polymerase I preinitiation complex assembly; nucleolar large rRNA transcription by RNA polymerase I. Gene Ontology annotation, cellular component: RNA polymerase I core factor complex; RNA polymerase transcription factor SL1 complex. The record is from RefSeq and is a predicted model, not a curated record.